Xenia sp. Carnegie-2017 is the source of this 1493-nucleotide messenger RNA. RefSeq lists its product as uncharacterized. Lineage: Eukaryota; Metazoa; Cnidaria; Anthozoa; Malacalcyonacea; Xeniidae. The coding region runs from base 87 to 1070 and encodes 327 amino acids. The transcript is spliced from 3 exons. The record is from RefSeq and is a predicted model, not a curated record.
UCUUGAGAAUAAAUGUCUGUAGAAAGACAUGGUAAAUAAUUCAAACGGAUUACUCAAAGCACCAAAAGUUUUGGAUCAUAUAUACCAUGAAUAGUCACGAAAGCCUGAACAUCUCAUCCUACAAAAUUGUUUGGAGUGAUCACGAAUAUUCUCUUAUCGAUUUUGUUCAUCAAUUUUAUCCGCUUCCUCAAAUGGUUCAGAUUAAGCGCGGUUUUUGUGGGAGCUGCAAAGAAACGUCGUUAUCCAAAGGAGAUGUUCUCCAAAUGCAUGUUCUUAAAGAAACUCAAUGUUUUUUGGCGCAAACAGAAGAUGGAAAAGAUGUUCAAAUUCCAUUAAACCUCUCGGAACAAGUUAUCGAGUGUCAAAAACAAAGAAGUAUUUUGAAAUAUGAAAAAUUUUUAGAUGACGCGACAUUACCACAGGUCUUAAAAAAUAUGUUCCCUGACAAAUAUGACAAAGUUUACGUUCAAUCCAACCUUAAAAACUGUCUGAACAACAACGAAAUUUAUCGCGCCGGAGAUAGUUUAGACGUUGUUGAAUUUGAUAUUUCAAGAAAGCAUUUGGUUUGUUUGAACAAGGAAAAAUAUUAUGUGAGGUUUGAUAUGCAUCAACUGAUCCAUUUAAAAGUAGCAGAUGUCACCAUGGAUUUAAUGUUUCUUGCUGAAGUACAGGAAAGAUUCAAGUUACCUGUUUUGGUUCGCUUUGAGCCACAGACCAAAUUUAAAAGUUUCGUUACACUAAAGAAGGUCGUCACAUUGCAAACUGUUAUAGCCUCCAGGUGGCAGGAAGAUAGCAGAAUAAUUUUGACUUUUCCUGCUAACCUCGACAUUUCCUUGGUCCCACCCUCCGAGACCACAAUAAAUGAUCCAACGUACCUUCAGUUCUUGGAUGGAGUCCAUGGACGCUUGAAUGUUGAUAAAAUUAAAGGAAUAAUUGGACCUUGCGAGAUAUUUGAUGCUGGCAAAACGUGUGCUGUUAGAGCAAUACCUGUCGGAGAGUUUCUCCUGAAGAGGUCGAAAAAGAACAAAAAUGGAAGCGAUGAUGUUGGAGAAUCCUUGGAAGAUGUUUGAAAUUCAGUGGCGUAGCCAGCCCGCAAAUUUGUCGUGCUAUGUUAAUUUUUCUAUGUUCACUCACUGUAAAAACAAAAGAUUUCUAAAGAAAUGAAUAAUGAUAAUGAUCUAAAAUUUACAUAGUAGGACCAAAACUUGAGAGCUGGUUUCCCCACUGUUGAAAUUUUCUAUGUAUAUUUCCAACGAUGUCAUUUUUUAAAGAUUUUAUUAUAAUGUCUCUUUCAUUAUUGUCAUAAAUGACAAAUUGACAAAGCUCCAUGGUGGCCAGCUUGGUGUAUACAGAGCGCAAAUCUCGGUUUUGGCUCAUUUUAUAUUAGUUUGGCAACAAAAAAUCUUGUUUGCAACCUUUCUAUUUUUGGGUCAUUUUUGCUUCUAUUUGAGUGAAACACAUAAAUUGAUGACAAAAUAAAUUCACAGACAAAA